Glarea lozoyensis ATCC 20868 is the source of this 621-nucleotide messenger RNA. RefSeq lists its product as uncharacterized. The record is from RefSeq and is a predicted model, not a curated record. The transcript is spliced from 2 exons. Lineage: Eukaryota; Fungi; Ascomycota; Leotiomycetes; Helotiales; Helotiaceae. Bases 1 to 621 code for a protein of 206 amino acids.
AUGGAGACAGCAUCAGGAUUGUGGGGACGAAUCAAGAGGACGGUAUGGGAGACGAAAGUACACAGCGAGAUCGAAAUUGCCAAAAACGUCGAGGGGGUUAGAGAGAAGUUCCUCCAAUUCGACCUGAUACCCCAAUACCACAGCGGCUUCAUUCUAUCACUGACACCAAUGCCACUUGGUAAAACCGGCGCAGAACUUGUCCCAGGCGAUCGUAUGCACAACAAACUCGGCGGCAUCGUAGCACGACCAACAAUCCUAGAAAACUCACCCACAGCAUUUCGCUGGCGCGGACCUUGGCCUUACACUUACCUCAAUCUUCUAUGCGGCUGGCAUACAUUUAAGUUUGAGCCGUCGAAAACAAACCCUGGACAUACGCUAUUUACUCACGAGGAAACUUUCACCGGACCGCUCGCUUGGGUUAUGGGAUUGGAAACUCCAAAUAGGAAGACCUUAGUUAAGUUUUACAAGUACAACACAGAUUUCAGAGCUUGGGUCGAGGAGGGGGUGAUGAACGGCGAGAGUGCAAAUGCGGAGGAUGGUGAGGAUAUGAGUGACCAUGUUGGAGAGUCUCUGAGCAAAGACAAACCUGUUCCACUGAUUACGAUCAAGGAGGUGAAGUAG